GGUCACGUGUGUACCUGACGAGGAGGAUCUCUGGCAGCGAGUCGCGGCUCUCAGAGUGUGUUUUGAAUCAGUGGAAAAGAAUGGCUCUCUCCGAGAAGUGCGUUGUUUUGGCCGCACUAACGCUUUGCCUGCUCGCACACCAGGCUAGCACACAGGACACCGAACGUAGGGCCCCAAUUGAUGAGGUUUGCUCGAAGGCCAUCAGUAUUGAUUCCUGGCCUAUCAAGAAGGAAGAUCAAGUUUGCGGAGCGGACGGAAUUUUGUACCCCAGCCAAAAUGCACUCGAGUGUAUUUCCAAACACGCAGGACUGGUGGAGCAACAGGAUCGUGAAAAGUGCAACGAAUCAGGCGCCAAGUUCGAUCCAUGCCUCGUUCUGGCCUACGCAGCCGUGCGCAAAGUGUGCGGCUCUGAUAAUGUGACGUAUAAUAAUGUGUGGCAUAUGGUGUGCACGGCCAACAUGUACCGUGUCGAGAUAAAUGUUCAGCAUGAUGGCGAGUGUUCCAUCGAGUGUCCUUACUCGCCCAUCUACAAACCUGUUUGCAGCACAACUGAUUACACCUAUGCCAACAUGGAGGCCCUCAAGUGCAGGCAGAUACUGCAGCCGUAUAUCAAGAACGAUUUUCUGCACGAGGGCCAAUGCAAGCGGCACCAGAACACCAACCCCUGCCACGUCACAAACACAUUCACCCCGGCGUGCGCCUCCAACGGGCGGACCUACUCGAGUGCUCAACACAUUCGCUGCCUAAAACAAGUAAACGGCGAGCUGAAGGUGUUGCACGACGGCGCUUGCACGAUUGCCGAGGUGGAGAAGAUUAUCGGGCCGGACGACGUUUGCCGGAUGGCGAAAAACAGACACGAGUGGAGUCCCGUCUGCGGCACCGAUAAAGUCACCUACGUCAAUGUGUACCGAUAUCUGUGCACGAAAAUGGAGAAAGGAGAAGAUUUGCAAGUGUCGCAUUCGGGCGAAUGCGGGUCCUUCGACUACUGCCGAGAGCCUGAGCCAGAUGUUAAAACCGCGAUUUGCGGUACAGACGGCGUUACCUACCCACACGAAAACGCUCUUUACUGCGCCCAAACCAACUCGCGAUUCCUGGGCAAAAAGCACAACGGAGCGUGCAAUGAAACUCUCGACGACCCUUGUUUGCACAGAGGCUCACCCUUUUUGGACGACAACGGCAGACCCGUUUGUGCUGCCAACUCCGUCACUUUUGUGUCACCCCAAGCGUUGUGGUGCGCAGCCAAAAAUGACCCCGAGAUUAAAUUAAUCCACGCCGGAGAGUGCUUUUAAUGAAGAGUGUAUACGUGAGGGCUUAUAAAAGAAGAAGAGGGUUUCCGCCCCCGUGCUAAUAUUUCAUAACUUAUAAAUUUUCCUGAGUAAUUUCGCUGCCCGUGGCCAUGCUUGAAUAUUAAUAAAAACAACCCUUUAUGCUGUUGUGUAAUCUGGUGGUUUAAUCUUGCGUCCGCCGCAUCUAUUAAAUGAGAAAUGUGUGUCCUUUUCCUUAAAUGCGCAUUAAAACGCCAACCAUGAGAAUAUAUAUGAGUGUGUGCUUUUAUUCCUUUAAUAUCACAAAAGCAUGGAAAUAUUUUCAGUAAAAAUGUCACGCUUGGCAAUGUGUGUUUGGCUAUUGUGGUUAUUUUUAUGAUAGGCCCCGAAAUCAAUAUGCAAAAAAGCUCUUGCGGAAGAGCAUGAAAUUUUAUACGAAGGUCUAUACGUGCUAACGAGGAGCAAUGCCGACGUCGUAUAUGAUCCCUAGCUGCUGCAGAAAAUGUAUUUUAAACUAAUAAUUUCCGCUUCAAGCUCUACUGCACACUUUUGCUUAGAUGUUUUACAACUGCGGAAUCCAGACCUUAAGCGCACAUGGCACAGAGCAGACCAAUUUCGCUGCGAAAAUAUGCUGUUAUCAUCGCGCGCUCACGCUCUCCGCUCGAAAUGUGGGUGCAGCGCAGCAUUUUAAUGGGCAGAACGGAGAAAAUUGCUUCCAUUACACGGGUCGCAUAGCUUCUCCGAAUACACACACGCAAGAGUAUUAGAAUGCAUCAUAAAAACAGGCAGCUGAACUUUAUU
Messenger RNA from Neocloeon triangulifer, 2066 nucleotides. RefSeq names its product serine protease inhibitor dipetalogastin-like. The record is from RefSeq and is a predicted model, not a curated record. Lineage: Eukaryota; Metazoa; Arthropoda; Insecta; Ephemeroptera; Baetidae. The coding region runs from base 81 to 1289 and encodes 402 amino acids. Gene Ontology annotation, molecular function: serine-type endopeptidase inhibitor activity; protein binding. The transcript has 8 exons.